CCCUAGCGUCACUCGCUGCUCUGGCCGCUUCCGGGGUGGGGGGCGGGGGGGUCCUUGCUUGCAGCCUUGCGGAGGCCGCGUAAGCUGGGGCCGCAGCCACGGGAGGGACCCAAGUGGAGGUGUCCCUCCCGAAGUGCCCCAUGCUGACGGCUCUUCCCUGCUGUUCCUGCCUCUGCCCUGGCUACUGGUGUGAUGAGUAACACUACAGCACCGAGUGCCCCCAGGGCUACCAGUGACUCCAUGGUGGGCUAUGUGCUUGGCCCCUUCUUCCUCAUCACCCUAGUGGGGGUGGUGGUGGCUGUGAUGAUGUACAUCCAGAAGAAGAAAAGGGUGGACAGGCUCCGGCACCAUCUACUGCCCAUGUACAGCUAUGACCCAGCAGAAGAGUUGCAUGAAGCUGAGCAGGAAUUGCUAUGUGAGGUGGGGGAUCCCAAGGUGGUCCAUGGCUGGCACAGUAGUUACCAGCACAAACGGAUGCCCCUUUUGGAUGUGAAGACAUAAACUAAGGAAGCAGGCCCCCACCAAGCCCUGACCCCACUGGAAGGGACACCUUUUUACCUGUUACAGGAGUCCAGAAUUGCUCAUUUUUGUUAUCUCCCACUGAAGAGCCUCCCUCACCCCACAAAUAGGACACACAGUAAUCAUUCUUUAUUGACCUGCUGGCUGGGACAGCUGUCCUUUUCUAGACCCUAGGCAGGGGCUAGAACCCCAUCUGUCUUGCUUUUUUCAUCUGGGUACUUGCCCCAAGCAUCUUUUGGCAAAUCCUAAAGGUGGAGAGGAGGGGACAGGAAUUACCCCGACUUAUGUUGUAUUCCUCCCCCUCCCGAGAUGUCCAGCAUGCUCAACUUUGCCCUUGCUACUGUCAGGUGCUGGGUUGUGGUUUCCUAGGGAGGGCUUUGUUUAUAUUAUACAGUGUACAUAGAUUUUGUAAAUAAAAUGUUUUGUGGACGGGAGUGUAACCAAGAUAGCUCUGGCUAAGGAGAGAGCACUUCUACUCCCCUCCUGACGUGUUCUUUGCUAGUGAUGUGAAAGCCCCAAAUAAA
Phascolarctos cinereus (koala) is the source of this 1043-nucleotide messenger RNA. RefSeq names its product small integral membrane protein 29 (gene SMIM29). The record is from RefSeq and is a predicted model, not a curated record. Lineage: Eukaryota; Metazoa; Chordata; Mammalia; Diprotodontia; Phascolarctidae.